Molecule: messenger RNA, 611 nt
Organism: Musa acuminata subsp. malaccensis (wild Malaysian banana)
Lineage: Eukaryota; Viridiplantae; Streptophyta; Magnoliopsida; Zingiberales; Musaceae
Source: RefSeq, a predicted model, not a curated record
UGCACCGCCACCGGUGCACUCAUCGUCAUCCUUGGCAGUGCGGCCACACAUCGGAGACACUUUGAUCUACCCUAAGACGGAUCCGUCGAUCGAUGCUUAAGUAAGCUGGACUCGAGCGGUUAACUCCAGAGAUGAGCCGCAACAAUGGGAAGAGCCCAGAGAACCUGAAGCCGACGAGGUUGAGAGGAGGGCCAUCGACGAGGCCGGCGGCGGCGCACGACGACGAAGAGGAGUCCCCCAAGAGGUCCUCGUCUUCUUCGUCGUCGUCAAGGUCGCCGCCGAGUUCAUGCGUCUCAUCCGAGGGUGAGCAGAAGCCGUCCAACAGUCCCGAGGCGCCGCCGAUGGUGCUCGCCGGGUGCCCCCGGUGCCUCAUGUACGUCAUGCUCUCGGAGGAGGACCCCAAGUGCCCCAAGUGCAACAGCACCGUGCUCCUCGACUUCCACCAUGGUAACAAACCCACCACCACCAACAGCAAGACCAGCAAGAAGAGCUGAACCCUAAAGACGACGCUGCUUAUAUUCUCAUUAUUCCUAAUGGUUCUCUCUUCCUGCAUGUUAUUUAAGACGAUGCGCAUUAUUCGAUCAAAGCUAAUAUGCAUGGUAGUUUCUCUC